Molecule: messenger RNA, 686 nt
Organism: Magnolia sinica
Lineage: Eukaryota; Viridiplantae; Streptophyta; Magnoliopsida; Magnoliales; Magnoliaceae
Product: 14 kDa zinc-binding protein
Exons: 6
Coding region: 51-527 (158 amino acids)
Biological process (GO): purine ribonucleotide metabolic process; sulfur compound metabolic process
Cellular component (GO): cytoplasm
Molecular function (GO): adenylylsulfatase activity
Source: RefSeq, a predicted model, not a curated record
GGAUAUUGAAGGAAAAGAAAACAAAAUAAAGGAAGAGCAGAAUCCAGAGCAUGAGAGAAGGGGAAGAAGAUAAAAAGGGUAGCAGCAGCAGCAGCAGGAUUAGGGUUUUGGCAUCUCAUCUCGCUUCUCAUCCUUCAAUGGCUUCCGAGAAGGAAGCAGCUCUUGCUGCCGUUCCAUCCGAUUCUCCUACCAUAUUUGACAAAAUUAUUAAGAAAGAGAUCCCAAGCAAUGUGGUUUAUGAAGAUGAUAAGGCUCUUGCAUUCAGGGAUAUAAAUCCCCAAGCUCCCACACAUAUCUUAAUCAUCCCGAAAGUGAAGGAUGGAUUAACUGGACUCUCUAAGGCAGAGGAGAGGCACUGUGAGAUUCUGGGCUACCUCUUGUACACUGCCAAGAUUGUUGCUAAACAGGAGGGGCUCGAAGAAGGCUUUCGGAUUGUCAUCAAUGAUGGACCCAACGGGUGCCAAUCUGUGUAUCAUCUUCACAUCCAUCUUCUUGGUGGGCGGCAAAUGAACUGGCCCCCUGGCUAAUGGGACAGGGUACGAUGAUCGGUCUGACUAAGAUCCAUGCAUCUGUCCUCCCCUCUGCUCGGAUACUGUUGAACAGUAAUAAAAUAGUAUGCUACUCUACUUUUGUUUGGCAUGUUGGAACAUCUGCAAAACCUUCAAUACUAUGAACAUUUUAUGGUU